UGCCUGCUGUGUUCUGAUGCUAAAGCCUCAACCUCGAGCUGAACGGACCACAUUGAGCAGGUUAAAGCAGGUUAAAGCAGGUUAACGCGGACAGAAGAGGUUGUUAUGCUGUUAUUUAGCCUUCAUACAGUCGCUAUAAGAUGCCAGCACAUAAAGAUGUUAAAUUUCCACCUUUAACAGCGUCACAAAAACAAAGACUAACAUAUGACCAUAGACUACACAAAACUGUCCAGACAUCAGACGAAGGGCAAGAAGGAGAAAGUGCUGGUGCUGUUUCUGUCCAACCUGCAGCCAGAAAGUUGAGCUGGACGGGUUGCAGUUACAUUUAUGCCGGACCAGGGAAAAAGCCUCAACUCCUGAUGCACCUGGAGAGCUAUGUGAACAAGGAGCUGCAUACUAUCAGCUCCCAUGAGCCAAAAUUUCAGGAACUGAAACUACAGGUCUACCGUGAUAUCUUUGGUUGUUUCAUCAAAGAGUUCAAAACCUACCAACCGCUUCUUUCUGCCAUCAAGAAGGAAUAUGACAACACUUUAGCAUAUCAGCAGGAUCAAAUCAGAGAACUGGAACCACUGCGAUCCCAUCUGAGGCUGGUGACAGAGGAAUGUGACAGGAAGAUUCAAGCUCGCUGGGCAGAGGAGCAGUGCGAGAUUGGAGCCUUGAAAAGGGAGAAGCAGCAACUACGGAGGGACAUCGAGGCCAUGGCGGAGAAAGAAAAGGCCAUGCAGUCAGUGGUGGACUGUCUGCAGUCUGAUCUCUCCAACCAGUAUCUACAGUACCGAGAUGAGCGUGAUGCCCGCAAGUUGUUGAUCUGGCAGCUCAAUAACCUAAAUAUAAGCUCUGUGAAGGAGGAGAAUCCUGCUGAUGAAAACACAGAGUUGGCUAAGGACCACAUGGAGCUGCAGCUCGCUCUGAAGGUGUGUCGGGAAGACCUGACUAAUGCCCAGGAGGAGCUCAACAUGAUGAAGGCGGACUACUGGGAUGUCGUGCCAAAACGCGACUUGGACGCCCUGGAACAAAAAAAGAAAAAGACCAGCCUGCAGUUGAAGACGUUGCAAGGUGACUUUGAUCAGUUGAAGAGUGAGUAUGACACCCUGCUGAUGCUCCACAGAAGAAGCAGCAUGCAGGACAAGACACAUGACCCCAUCACUGUGCAGAUGGAUGAGAGAGUGUCCCAAGAGCAAAGCCAGAUUCAGUCCAACCUCCUAAAAGACCCGAUCGACUCUGACACUCCUGAGAGCAGCACACUCACUGUCCAGGAGUUUAGGUCAGCCCUGAGGACAGCGCUCCCUCUGAAGUCCGAUCAGGAAAUAGAUGAACUUGUGGCUUCGGUUCAAAGCGAACCAGACAACAGCAAUGACACCAUCUCCUCUCAGAGACUCCACAGCCUGCUGGCAGAAUCCGGUGUGGCAGCCUUACCUCCAGCUCUUGAUGAAUCUGAAGAAAAUGCUGCUUCAAAUACCUCUCCAGCCAGCAACUGAUAAAAUGUUGUAGUAUAAAUUUUA
Molecule: messenger RNA, 1502 nt
Organism: Sebastes umbrosus (honeycomb rockfish)
Lineage: Eukaryota; Metazoa; Chordata; Actinopteri; Perciformes; Sebastidae
Gene: tsnaxip1
Product: translin-associated factor X interacting protein 1
Exons: 11
Coding region: 141-1478 (445 amino acids)
Cellular component (GO): cytoplasm
Source: RefSeq, a predicted model, not a curated record